UUUGGAUAAUAUAUGAACAGGUGAUGAUUGCUGCCCUGGACUGCAGUCGAGAUGAUUUGGCAUUGUUUUGUCUUCAGGAACUGAGGCGGCAGUUUCCUGGAAGCCACAGAGUUAAACGAUUGACUGGAAUGAGAUUUGAAGCUAUGGAAAGGUAUGAUGAUGCUAUCCAGUUAUAUGAUAGAAUUUUACAGGAAGAUUCAACUAACACAGCAGCAAGAAAGCGUAAGAUUGCCAUUCGAAAAGCCCAGGGGAAAAGUCUUGAGGCCAUCCGAGAGCUGAAUGAGUAUCUGGAACAAUUUGUUGGAGACCAAGAAGCUUGGCAUGAACUUGCAGAACUUUACAUCAAUGAACAUGACUAUGCAAAGGCAGCCUUCUGCUUAGAAGAGCUUAUGAUGACUAAUCCACACAACCACUUAUAUUGUCAACAAUAUGCUGAAGUUAAAUACACUCAAGGGGGACUCGAAAACCUUGAGCUAUCAAGAAAAUAUUUUGCACAAGCACUGAAGCUUAACAACAGAAAUAUGAGAGCUCUGUUUGGACUUUACAUGUCUGCCAGCCACAUUGCUUCCAAUCCAAAAGCAAGUGCAAAAAUGAAAAAAGAUAAUAUGAAAUAUGCCAGCUGGGCAGCUAACCAAAUAAACAGAGCAUACCAGUUUGCAGGUCGCAGUAAAAAAGAAACUAAAUACUCUUUGAAGGCAGUGGAAGACAUGCUGGAGACCCUGCAAAUCACUCAGUCUUAGGUUUGCGCAGAGAUCCAAUAUUAAAUAUUCCAAUAGCAUGUUCAGGCUAUAAUGACCUAUGGGUUACGUUACUCUAAUGCUGUUAAAAGUUAAUUUUGUACUGAUUAACGUGCUAUCUAAAAUAUUGUUUUAUGAAAAAUAAAAUGCCUAUUUAUUGCUGCUAUGAUAAAUGUGGUGAAUGCCCACUGAAAUGAAUAACUUACCCACACAGACAGCAUUAAGAACUGACGUGUGCUGCACAUCAGUGUCUUCAGAUUUUUGUAUCUACAGUACCUGCUUUCAAGCCGUAAUUUGUAGAAAUAAACUUGUUAAAUGAUUAAAAAAA
Apaloderma vittatum (bar-tailed trogon) is the source of this 1065-nucleotide messenger RNA. RefSeq names its product ER membrane protein complex subunit 2 (gene EMC2). Gene Ontology annotation, cellular component: EMC complex. The annotation marks the transcript as partial. Gene Ontology annotation, biological process: protein folding in endoplasmic reticulum. The transcript is spliced from 9 exons. Lineage: Eukaryota; Metazoa; Chordata; Aves; Trogoniformes; Trogonidae. The record is from RefSeq and is a predicted model, not a curated record. Gene Ontology annotation, molecular function: protein binding.